GUCCACUUUAGAAUAUUAUAUUCAACUAUUAUACUGUCGUAUAAAGUGUAAAAUAAAGUUUAUAAACAUAAAGUUUAAGAUAUCUUUAUGCUCCUUAUUUAUUUAUUUUGCAAAUAAGUUGCGGUAUUUAAAGUUUAGAAUAUUGUUUAUAAUUUCUCGUAAGUGUGUUAGCCUUGGACUGCACCUCGCCUUGAAUACUGAGAUUCGUGGACCCAUAAUGGAUGGCGUCAGAGCUAACACGGAAUUCCGUGCAAAAGUUGACCCAAUGAAUAUGGGCAAAACAUAAAUCAAAAUGUACAACACCAUAAAAUGGAGACACCAAUAUGCACAACGAAUUCAACUUAUACAGAUUAUAAUCGAACAUUGAACGACACAAAUUUUACAUUAUAUGGAUUUGACUUUGACAGGAAUGACAGUACCACUUCAAAUUCGACGGAAUCUGUUUAUAAUCUAUGGGCACUGUCACUCAUAGUGUUUCCCCUUCUGACUCUGUUUGGAAAUGUGCUGGUGAUUUUAAGUGUGGCUAGGGAAAAGAGUUUACAAACUGCUACAAAUUACUUUAUCGUCAGUUUGGCGGUAGCCGAUUUGCUCGUGGCGGUGGUUGUGAUGCCUUUUGGAGUUUAUUAUUUGGUGAAUGGAAUAUGGGGUCUACCAUCCGUGGUAUGUGACUGCUACAUCGCCAUGGAUGUCACCUGUUCCACAUCCAGCAUCUUCAAUCUUGUCGCCAUCUCAGUUGACAGAUAUAUAGCAGUCACGCAACCAAUAAAAUACGCAAAACAUAAAAGCAACCUUCGCGUGUGGCUGAUGAUCGGUGUCGCCUGGCUGGUGUCUGCUGCUAUUGGCUCACCCGUGGUCUUGGGUCUCAACAACACACCAGAUCGCAGUGAACACCAAUGCCUUUUCAACAGUACGGACUAUGUGAUUUUCUCGUCACUGGGAUCCUUCUACAUACCGUGCAUCAUUAUGAUGUUCCUGUAUUAUAGGAUUUUUAAGGCGAUACGACAGCGCGCAAAGAAGCAACGCGUAGCUAAAACGACUUCGACAGUCAGUUCGGCCGUGUCAACAGGCGCAACGGCUGUCAUAAUUGAGAACGUUGCGCAUGCGCAUCGGUUUAAUAUACCAGAAGACAGAGCGACCAAUACAGCCUCCGGUAGCAAUGACGAUGAUGAUGAUAACUACGAUAAAACAGAGAUGGGUGAAUAUGUAGAAGAGUUGGCGAGAACGAGGUCGGCGCGGUUCAUGCUAGCCGCUGUCGUCGAAGAGACUGGCCUAAUAAUGGCCAAUCUAGCAUCACCAAUACCAAUGAUAGAUCCCAACACAAAUAACGACUCUGGCUAUGUUCCCUCCAAUAUGGACUUGGAGAAGGAACAUUCACCCCCUCCUUCACCCCACCGUGAAGAGAAGAAAGAAGAAAGGAGAAAUGAUUUACCUAAGAAACCUGAGUUGAAAAAAAAGUUGAGCCGGAUAAGCAACAGCUCGUUAAUAUCAACUCCGCGUCGAAGGUUCAGAAGUGCAGCGUCUGCAGCAAGAUUUACCAUCUUCAAAGCGAACAGGGCUGGAAAAAUGAGGGCCAAAUCCUUCGCCAAGAAAGAGAAGAAAGCUACUCAGACACUGGCAAUUGUAUUAGGGGUAUUCCUCUUCUGCUGGGCCCCAUUCUUUACCUGCUCAGUUCUGGAUGCUCUCUGCACCAAGUUCGGAUGGAGCUGCUCACCGGGUGUCACCGCCUUCAUCCUAACAACUUGGCUUGGAUACAUCAAUUCCUUCCUCAAUCCAGUGAUUUAUACAAUCUUUAAUCCAGAAUUUCGUAAGGCGUUUAGGAAAAUUCUGUAUUGUUCUUAAAGCAUGUAGUAGAGAAUUAAAUCUCAUUUUAUUUAAGUAGCGGGCUGAUAACGUCGUAGGCUAACAUAGAAAAACUCCUUGAUUAUUUAAUAAAUGCCGAGAGCGACACAACGAUUAAAGCGGUAAUAAAAAAAAUUGAUACCAUUUUUAUAGUACGAUUUGUCUUUAGCCUUAAUAUAGGCUUCAGUUUCGGCCAUUUCAUCACCGCAAAAUGUUUGUCCAGCUAGCAUUCUCUUGAGAUCUGAGAAACAGGAAAAAUCGCUAGGGGCCAAAUCUGGAGAAUACGGUGGUUGCGGAAGCAAUAUUCGAAGCCCAAUUUAUGGAAUUUUGCCUUGUGCCUUGUCUUGAUGUAACAGAACUAUCUUCUACUUCAAAUGGGGCGGUUUCUCUGCGAUGAUGUCCUUCAAACGCUUGUUGAUGAAUUUUCCCUUUUUUGGAUAAUCGAUAAAUGAUUAUACCAUGCGCACCCCAAAAUAUUUAUCCUAUCACCUUGCCAGCCUUUGGCGUCUUUCCAAGAUUUGGAGUCGAUACAUCACGAACAGUCGGCUGACUGUCGAUUGGACUCGGUGUGAAAUUAUGUUGACCUGUUUUAUCCAUUGUCACAUUCACUUCUUCAGACAGCUUCAAACACUGCUCAGAAUCAUCAAUUCGUUAUUGUUUUUUGGUAACACACGAAAUUCCUUUUUAUAUUUUUUUUUAAACAUUCCUUCCCUUAAAAUACUACCCACUAACUCUCACAAACUAAUAGUACGACAGUGAACUUUAUACAUGUGUCUCUUGAACGUAAGGACUAACUAAAAAUCAAUCCAUUUAAUACUAGUAGCGCCAUCUAUGUGUCAGCCUACGAACUAUUCAGCCCACGUAAUAUAUUUAAUUCGAUAAACGUAAAAUUAUAACAGAAGAGUAUUUUACUAUUGUGAUAAAUGUGAAAAUAGAUGAAUGGGAUAGUGACUCUUACGUAUUGGAGCUGAAUGUAAUUGCCGUACCUAUUAAUAGUUUCACGUACUUAAUGACUCGAGCUUUACAUUAUGUACACUUUUAAUACUUGUCACGGGAACACUUCAAACUUGGGAAAAAACUACUAACUACUUAUUUACCUGUAAUAGUAAUUUUCCCAAUAUUUUAAUUUUAUUUUAAUAGAAUUUAACUAAUAUUGAGGCUCAAAAGUUUUAAAAAGGGAAGUUACGCCUGGCGUAUCAGGAUUGUUUCCCGGUUGAAACACAGGUUGUAGCUUUAGGUUAAAAAUGAUCUAGUUGAUUUUGAGGAGCCUACACCUAGCCUACACAGCUAGCUUCAAAAAAUUCCUGACUCAACUUAUCUUCUUCUAGUUUAUUCUAAAUUAGUAUUGGCACCAAGAAACAUAUUUCCUUCUCCAGUAAAUCAAAAAAAAUUGUAAAAAUGAGUGUCUAUUUUAAUACUGGAAACUGUAAAUAUGUAAAAAAUAUUGAUUGGUGUAAAAACUGUUGUAGUAAUUGUCUGUGUAAUAGAGAUUAUGAUAUCGCUUAACCACCUAAUAUACUUAGUAGGGCUACCACAGACAAGCAGAUCUAAUGAGAUCUAAGGUUGUGCUAACAUUUGUGUAUGCGAUGUUACAUAUAAAAUAAACCAAUUGAAUAACCACGGCGUUACGUUAAAUAAACUUUAAUCUGCUCUGUGUUAGCCUUAACUUCCUUCCCGCGGUUGUGAAACAAUUUAAUUAAUUAGACUUAAUAAGAUUUGUAAUUGAAUGUAUACGAUUUCUAUUAAUGUUGUAAAAGAUCAACAAAUUAUUUCUAUGUAAACACAAUCAUGAUUCAAACUAAAACAGUUAAUAUUUGUUUUUAAUAUAUUAUAUACAGAGUUAUUGGUAACGACGUAUUCCCGUUAGGAGGUGCUGUGAUAAUUUUAACCCAUAUGUGUAUUACAAAAGUGAACGUUUGAGUUACGUUUUUAAGCUUUUUUCAAAAUAAGGCAAAACGCAAUAUCAAAAAUUUAUUCUUAAAACAGCAUCAAUUUAAAUUUAAUUUAUCAGUAAUAAAACAACAAUUAUCGGUCGUAAUUUAAAAAUUCUAGAAAAGUAAAACGAUGUUGUUAUCAACAAUAUUUUUUGAGAUUUUUCACCAAAAUGCCUUAAAACACUUUAAGGGAAUAAUAGGGUCGAAUUACCAAUAACCCUGAAUAUUUAAAACUAACUGGUACACAUGAAAGUAUUCUUUAUUGAAUUUAACCAAAAAAUUUAAGUUUGUCUUUUAUUUAAUUUUAAGAUAAAAUAAAACUUAAUUGUUAAGUAAAUGUACAAAAUUGUAAAUAACACUUUUUGUAAAUAAUACAUAUACUUAAAUAAAUUAAAUGUGUAUUUGGUGUCGAGUAAAGAAACGUGAACUUU
Pieris napi is the source of this 4204-nucleotide messenger RNA. Its product is annotated as dopamine D2-like receptor. Gene Ontology annotation, molecular function: dopamine neurotransmitter receptor activity, coupled via Gi/Go; G protein-coupled receptor activity. The record is from RefSeq and is a predicted model, not a curated record. The transcript has 9 exons. Bases 310 to 1839 code for a protein of 509 amino acids. Gene Ontology annotation, cellular component: membrane. Lineage: Eukaryota; Metazoa; Arthropoda; Insecta; Lepidoptera; Pieridae. Gene Ontology annotation, biological process: adenylate cyclase-activating adrenergic receptor signaling pathway.